Spinacia oleracea (spinach) is the source of this 1309-nucleotide messenger RNA. RefSeq lists its product as uncharacterized. The record is from RefSeq and is a predicted model, not a curated record. Bases 87 to 1112 code for a protein of 341 amino acids. Lineage: Eukaryota; Viridiplantae; Streptophyta; Magnoliopsida; Caryophyllales; Amaranthaceae. The transcript has 2 exons.
UUGAGUCAGAUCAUUGUCUAUUUGUCUUUCCAAAUAAAAAGAAAAAAAACCUACAAAAGUAUCUUACAUCCAAAAGAAAAAAAUAUAUGGCCAAAAUACCAAUCAGAUUCAGAAGGGUAGCAGCGGCCUUUGAUGAGGCAGCCAAGUGGCACCGGCCGUGCGAUGGCAGUAGCGGUAGUGAGUAUUGGCCGGAGAGUGGGGCCGAUCUCUCAGAUCUCGUGAACUCGUUUAUCGAGAAAGGAGACCAUGGGAUGGAUCAUAAUUUUGAUAUUGAUAUUGAUAUUGAUAUUGACAUUGAUGAGGUCGUGGAUAAUGUAAAUGAGGAUAUUAAUAACGAGAUUGAGGAUGCAAACUGGGUAUCUGAUAAUGAUGACGAGAAUGAUAUACAAAGGAAGGAGUUGUUACAAAGCUUAUUGUUAGAGUGUACAAGUAGUGGUAAUUUAAAGGGUACACAACGAAAGAUUUGGGAUGAGAUUGAUGUUGCAUUGAAAUUAUAUAAUGGUUGCAAUGGUGAUGUUAAUGGUGCUUCAAGAAGUAGUCUUAAACGUAAAUUGAUGGCUCAUCUUCGUGACAAAGGCUUUGAUGCUGGCCUUUGCAAGUCCCGGUGGGAGAAAAGCGGCCGAUUCCCGGCCGGAACCUACGAGUACAUUGACGUGAACGUAAGGAAAACUCGAUACAUCAUCGAGGUGUUAAUAGCCGGAGAAUUUGAGAUAGCCCGACCCACAAGUCGCUACGCUACCCUACUAGAAAUGAUCCCAUCAAUAUUGGUCAUAAAAAACCCUCAAGUAGUUAAAAAAAUAAUAAGGCUUAUGAGUGUUGCAAUGAAGGAGUCAUUAAAGCAAGCAAACAUGCUUGUUGCACCUUGGAGGCGCAAUGGUUACUUGCAAGCCAAGUACUCUAGCCCGUACAAGAGGACGACUAAUCGAGAGACGAGUGGUAAGGAUACCCAAAGAGAAGGAGAGGGACUAGCUAAGAAGAGAUCGAUGUUUGGUUUUGAAGCUCAUCAAUUCCCUAGGGUUUCUUAUUAUUGCAGGGAUAAUAUUGUUGAUUUUGGUAGCAAGGUUGAUAGGAUUAGAGUUGGAUUAUUGGCUUCUGUCCUUCAAGGAAAAUGAUGAUUAGUAUUAAGUGACUUCAAAAUUUUGUCUGAAUUGUCAAUUAUUUUAUUAGUUUAUUGCAACUACCUUUAGUUGUACAUUUUCCCUACAGGCUAGCUAGAGGGAUAUUAGUUAAUCACAAAUGAAUUAGAAAUGUUUAAGCUUUGUAUAUGUCAUUCUAUGAAAUCAAUGGAAAUUUAGUCUAUGUUUUUUUU